Messenger RNA from Fusarium vanettenii 77-13-4, 1485 nucleotides. RefSeq lists its product as uncharacterized. Gene Ontology annotation, molecular function: succinate-semialdehyde dehydrogenase (NAD+) activity. NCBI's taxonomy places the organism in Eukaryota, Fungi, Ascomycota, Sordariomycetes, Hypocreales, Nectriaceae. The transcript has 2 exons. The record is from RefSeq and is a predicted model, not a curated record. Bases 1 to 1485 code for a protein of 494 amino acids.
AUGGCACCCAAGAUUCUUGCCAACCUUGCCCGAAAGGACCUGUUCCGGACCCAGGGUUACAUCGAUGGUUCUUGGGUCAAUGCAGCUUCAGGCAGGACCUUUGACGUCCUUGAUCCUGCUACCCUUGACAAGAUCGCAUCCGUCCCAGAGAUGGGAUUAGAGGAUACCCUCAAGGCCAUCCAAUCAGCACAGACGGCCUUUCAGUCAUAUAAACAGACGACGGCAAGACAACGUGCGCGAUGGUUGCGCAGGUGGAGCGACCUCUGUCUGGAAAAUGCCAACGACCUUGCCCUGAUUCUCUGUCUUGAGAACGGAAAGACCCUGGCCGAAGCCAAAGGAGAAGUCACCUACGCAGCCUCUUUUCUGGAAUGGUUCGCCGGUGAGGCUGAACGCACCUAUGGCGAGGUUGUCCCGUCAUCCAACCCAAAGCAGAGGAUCCUAACCUUCAAGCAACCUCUUGGUGUUGCCGCGUGUAUGGCUCCUUGGAACUUUCCCAUCGCCAUGAUUACUCGGAAAUGCGGUGCGGCUUUAGCUGCGGGUUGUACGACGGUGUGGAAACCAGCGGGAGAGACACCUCUGAGUUGCCUGGCGCAGGCUGUGCUCGCUCAAGAGGCAGGUUUCCCCAGGGGGUGCAUAAACGUCAUCACCACUCUCGACUUGGUGGCCGAAGUCGGCAAGACUCUUUGUACCAGCAAGACCGUGCGCAAACUGAGCUUCACGGGUAGCACGCGAGUUGGAAAGCUCCUCGCGAGCCAGUGCAGCGGCAAUCUGACCAAGCUGUCCCUAGAGCUCGGCGGAAAUAGCCCCUUUAUCGUUUUUGACGAUGCCAACCUGGAGACAGCCAUCGAGGCUUUUACCAUGGCCAAGUUCAGAAACUCUGGCCAGACAUGCGUAACUGCCAACCGUGUCUUUGUGCAGAGCCGCAUUUAUGAUGCAUUCGCCGAAGCUCUUGUCGCCAAGGUCAAGACGCUCAAGGUCGGCCCCGGUACCGAGCCAGACGUCUUCAUAGGGCCACUCACACAUGAGCGCGCGGUUGAUAAGGCCAUGAAUGCAAAGACGCGUGGCGCCCAGGUGGUGUUAGGAGGAGCACCUCUAACCCACUACAAGGGAUACUUUAUCCAGCCGACUAUCAUCAAAGGCAUGAACCAUGACAUGCUCAUGACCCAAGAAGAGACCUUUGCGCCGGUAGUUGGGUUGUAUAGGUUCGAAACAACUAACGAGGUUAUCGCACUGGCCAAUGACUGCAACGUGGGACUCGGCAGUUUUAUCUGUACCGAGAGCACCCCUCGAAUGUGGCAAGUGGCAGAGGCGCUCGAGGUUGGAAUGGUGGGCGUCAACCUCGGAGUUCUUAGUGCGUGUGAGAGCCCAUUCGGUGGGGUCAAGGAAAGUGGCUAUGGUAGAGAAGGCGGCCGACAUGGCAUAGAUGAGUAUCUGACAGUCAAGUCGAUGCUCAUCAAUGUGUCAACCAAGGAGUCAAUGGGUUAA